ACCCACCCUCUCCGACUAUCCCCACACUCUGGUGUCUGUGCAUAUGGCGUGAACAUCCGCAGGGAGGGCAUUUUGCGCAUUCAGCCGCGCCACUGAAGGCUCCUUCCUUGUAGACACCUGUGCUGAAACCAUGUGAGCCUGUAGGCUGGGCUGCUUGCCACAUAGGAACAUGUGAGUAAAGCAUAUGAGCAGAGCUUACGUAAAAGAUACAGGGAGUUAUUAUCUGUAUUUUGUAUUUUACAUUUCCCCCCAUAACCCAAGUUUGUCAGGGGCUGGAGUCAACAAGCAAAAUAACUUUUCAGAUAUCUCACCUAAAACUGCAGCACACAUCCAUCAUAGUUCCACAUUUUGCUUACAGGGGAAAGCUGGUUAUGUACCGCAGGGCAGUAAUGCGGCCAGAGACAGUGCUUCUGAACCGUUGUUUUGCAGCGUAAAUGAGCAACGUCUGAAGAACACGGAAACUUAUUCAACCUUUAUUUCCCUAUUGGACAACUAUGAGACAUCAACUGGUAUGGCAGAGCUGGUGACGGCAGAGGAAAUAGCUGAAAAUAACCGCUUUCUCGAUGCAGUGUUAGAAACUGAUGUGAUGAAACUUACCCAUCAAUAUUUGGUAAAAAAAACCUGGACUAAACCAGAUCUCAAGGAUUUCAAGUCUCAGCUCUAUGCUAUUUGGUUUCACCUCUACUCCAGGGAUGGAGGAAAAGGACCUGACUCUUGCGGAUUCGAACAUGUAUUUGUUGGGGAAACUAAGCGAGGUAAAGAGAUCCUGGGACUGCACAACUGGGUGCAGUUUUACCUUCAAGAAAAACUUAGGCACAUUGACUACAAGGGCUACGUAGCCAGGAAGAACAAAAACAGGCCCGAUGAGGACGACCAGGUUUUAAGCCUUCAGUUCAGCUGGAAGGGGCUCGUGAAGCCCGUGGGCAGCAGCUUCAUUGGCGUCAGCCCCGAGUUCGAGUUUGCCCUUUAUACUGUGAUUUUUCUGCAAGCAAAUGAAAGAGUGACGCGCCAGAGGGUGAGAAUAGAGGAAUACGAACUGGAGAUUGUCGUUUACCGCCACGGGCAGCACAUAGGAACAGCCUAUCCCAUCCUCCUCAGCAGCGACAAUGAAGAUUUGUACUGAUGACCUCGAUUUUGAAGAGAAAAUUAUUUUAAAAUUGCUGUGUGAGAAUUUAAAGUUGCUUUUGCUUCAUUGUAUGUUAUAUUUAGAAGGGUACGUAAAACAAAAAUACAGCUUUUUUUUUUUUACCUCAGGGGUAUUUUAUCUGUCUCUUUAGGAUUUCAAAACUUUGCCUGUGUGAGGAAUUUGUACUGAAAUGAUUCUACAGUUCACUGUUUCAAAGCUAUGUGCUUAACUGACCUUCUGUUUUUCUCCUCUAGCCUUUAGGCAAAAGCUCUCUUGCCUAAUCUCUCCCUUCUCUCACUGCACAGCUUCUCAUGCCCCUGGCCUCUGCCCCCCCCAUUAUUUACAAAAGAUCCGCUCCCUCAGUUGUGUGUUGCCGAAUUGCCUCAUGAAUCUCAGUCUUUAGAAAAGCUGCUUGGUUCAUAGUCCUGUUAACGCCACUUUGCAUGUUGAGGGAAGUAGCGUUUGAAAGUACAAGGCAUCUCCCACUGCAGCUUAUACCAUUUUCCUGAAGUUUCCCUAACUCUUAUUUUGCACAUUACACAUGACAUAAAAGCCACUUCUGGAAUGUAUUGGACUAUAGUGCAAGUGGCCAUUUCCCUAUUAGUUUUGCACUGCAAUUUCCCCUCCUUUUCCAGGGGUUCACACCACAGGCUGUGAGGCGGCACACUGGGAUGCAGUUUCAAGCCUCACACCUUUUUUCAUAGAAAAGAUAAAACCUGCAAGGACAGCGGGAUGUAAACUCAGAGGGACAGCACGAAGGAAUGACGUGUGCGAAUGGCAUUUAGUGCGGUGACCUUUCUCCACAACAAGGAAGCAUCAAGAAACAAGUCUGGUAGCAGCCAAAUUCUUCCAGGGCCUGGUGGGUGGGUGGGCAAGCCGUGGGAGCCGAUGGACUUUUAGCUUAUAAAUUAAAACACACAAACAAACAAAAACUCAAUUCCAUCCAUUAAACCAUCUGAAAAACUCUAUUAUAAAAUGGCUUUGAACAUUCUUUUUUUAUUGUGGACUAAACACUACAGCACAAUUCUACACAGUUCCUUUAGUCAAUUAUAUCAACCAACCCUAAAGGAAGAGGUAAUUAUGACUGGGAGCAUCAAUUUCAGGGAGCAAAUAGGGAUUAGCAGCUGAGUCAAUAAGGCAAAGCUGGUUCUGAUGACUUUCCUGCUGAAAGGGGUCAGUCCUUUUUUUGGGGGGGGGGGGACUUGUUUUGUAACAUUAUUACAAUGAAGUGCUUGAGAAAGAGACCUUGGCAGCCUGAAACGAAUGCAGCAAGCAUUUCAGACAUCUUAACAUGAGGUCAGGACUACUUAGAAACAGCAAGCUACGCCCUUCUUUCUCCAAUUAAGGCUGGCACAAAACAUUAUAUUCAAGGCCCCGGCUAAUGGACUAUCUGCCUUGUGUUACCUCAUCUCCACCAGGAUCAAGUGCAUUUGUUCAAAACUGGCAUGGAUCCAUCCAAGGGAGAAUGUCCCUGAACAUAAUUGCACAGCUGAGAAAACUCUCUCUUCCAUUAGGAGUGUGGUCGGAAGAUACCAAAAAGGCUUUUGAGAGGAGGCCCAAGAGGCUGUGAGGCUCGUCACCCCAAUUCUACGAGUAUGUGAGCGGGAGGGUAGGCUGCAUGCCUGAGUCUCCUAACUCCUGGAUUCAGUAUGGAUUUGUAAUGAGAAUUUUAAGGUCUUAUAUAUAAAAGGUAAAGGUAAAGGGACCCCUGACCCCCUGACUGUUAAGUCCAGUCGCGGACGA
Messenger RNA from Podarcis muralis (Common wall lizard), 2869 nucleotides. RefSeq names its product poly(U)-specific endoribonuclease-like. The record is from RefSeq and is a predicted model, not a curated record. Lineage: Eukaryota; Metazoa; Chordata; Lepidosauria; Squamata; Lacertidae. Gene Ontology annotation, molecular function: RNA endonuclease activity.